AUGGAUGGUACCGAUGGUUUAGUUAGAGGUGCUCCAGUUAACGAUACCGGUGCUCCAAUUUCUGUUCCUGUUGGUCGUGAAACCUUAGGUCGUAUUAUCAACGUUAUUGGUGAACCAAUUGAUGAAAGAGGCCCAAUCAAGACCAAACAAAAGAACCCAAUUCACGCUGAUCCACCUUCGUUCGUCGAACAAUCUACUUCUUCCGAAGUUUUAGAAACCGGUAUUAAGGUUGUCGAUUUAUUAGCCCCAUACGCCAGAGGUGGUAAGAUUGGUUUAUUCGGUGGUGCCGGUGUCGGUAAAACCGUUUUCAUUCAAGAAUUGAUUAACAAUAUUGCUAAGGCCCAUGGUGGUUUCUCUGUUUUCGCCGGUGUCGGUGAACGUACCAGAGAAGGUAACGAUUUAUACCGUGAAAUGCAAGAAACUGGUGUUAUUAACCUUGAAGGUGAUUCUAAGGUCUCCUUAGUUUUCGGUCAAAUGAACGAACCACCAGGAGCUAGAGCUAGAGUUGCUUUAACCGGUUUAACUAUUGCCGAAUACUUCAGAGAUGAAGAAGGUCAAGAUGUCUUGUUAUUUAUUGAUAACAUUUACAGAUUCACCCAAGCUGGUUCCGAAGUCUCUGCUUUGUUAGGUCGUAUUCCAUCUGCUGUCGGUUAUCAACCAACUUUAGCCACUGAUAUGGGUUUAUUACAAGAACGUAUUACCACCACCAAGAAGGGUUCCGUUACUUCUGUCCAAGCCGUCUAUGUCCCAGCUGAUGAUUUAACCGAUCCAGCUCCAGCUACCACCUUCGCGCAUUUAGAUGCCACCACUGUCUUGUCUAGAGGUAUUUCCGAAUUAGGUAUUUACCCAGCUGUUGAUCCAUUAGAUUCCAAGUCUAGAUUGUUAGAUGUUGCUGUUGUCGGUAAGGAACAUUAUGACGUCGCUUCCGGUGUCCAACAAACUUUACAAGCUUACAAGUCUUUACAAGAUAUCAUUGCUAUUUUAGGUAUGGAUGAAUUAUCUGAACAAGAUAAGUUAACCGUCGAAAGAGCUCGUAAGAUCCAAAGAUUCUUGUCUCAACCAUUCGCUGUUGCUGAAGUUUUCACUGGUAUCCCAGGUAAAUUAGUUAGAUUACAAGAAACCGUCAAAUCUUUCAAGGAAGUCUUAGAUGGUAAGCAUGAUCACUUACCAGAAAAUGCUUUCUAUAUGGUUGGUGGUAUUGAAGAUGCCACUGCUAAAGCCGAAAAAUUAGCUGCUGAAUCUAAAUAA
Molecule: messenger RNA, 1248 nt
Organism: Debaryomyces tyrocola
Lineage: Eukaryota; Fungi; Ascomycota; Pichiomycetes; Serinales; Debaryomycetaceae
Source: the annotation of a GenBank genome assembly